UUCAUGCAUAUUUUUUAAGUAUUUUUACAUUAUAAUAGGUAUUGUGUUUUACAAAGAAAAUAAUGAAGUGUUGUUUAUCUUUCUGCUCUUAUAAAGAUUUAAACCCCAGUACGUUUGGAGUACCUAAGGAAAUUUCCUUGAAAGUUAAAUGGGAGAAAGCUUUAGGCUUUUUAUUGGCUUAUUUAUGGCUUAUUAUUGUAAAUUGCGAAAACGAUGUACCUAAUAUUAUUAAAUUAAUAUAGUACAAUAGUACAUAAUAUUCCACUGCUGUUAUAGAGCGCUGCAGAAUUGUUCUUAUCAUGUGAAACCUUACAUGACUGAAAGAUUCAUCACACGUGCAUUUCAUAAGAUGGGAGAGUAUCCAAACAAUGUUAAGUUGAUUCGCAAUACAAAUACUGGGGAAAUUUCUGGCUACGCAUUUGUUGAUUUCUAUGAUUCAGUAUCUGUUAUGCAUAAACUCAAUGGAAAAUAUAUACCUAAUACUAAUCCACCUGUUAAAUUUAAACUCAAUCAUGCUGGAAAAAGUACUUCAAUUAAUAGAGAAUUUUCUGUGUGGUUGGGUAUACUUGGCCCAGGUGUAGAUGACUAUCAGUUAUAUAAGACGUUUGCUUGUCGCUAUCCAUCUAUACGUACAGCUAAAGUGGUCUUGGACAGGUCUGGUCUCAGUAAAGGAUAUGGUUUUAUUUUUUUUGGCAGUGAAGAAGAGCAAAAACACUGUCUUAACAAUAUGAAUGGAUUUCCAGGCCUUGGUUCCAAACCCAUUAAGGUUAACAGGGUCAUACCAAAAUCAAAAUGGCAUGAGUAAGAUUGUUUGCUAUUUAUUAAUGAACUUCAAAAUACAUUUUCAAAUGUAUAACAAUAAAGUAUUCAAUACUAAUUUAACAAAUAAUAACAUCAAUUUGUUAAUGUGAAACUAUAAGCAGUUUAAAGGGAUGUCUAAAUUAAUUACUUGCAUACUCUGUUAAUAAUUGUAUGUGUCUUACUAAUAUUUUAACUAUUAAGGUUAAGUCAUUUUUGUAUUCCAAUAAAAUAAACUCCGCAGUUCUGUACACAACUCUAUUAUCUACUCACCGCUGUAAUUCCCACACAGAUAUUAUGAGAUAUUAAGUA
This is a messenger RNA of Acyrthosiphon pisum (pea aphid), 1110 nucleotides long. RefSeq names its product tRNA selenocysteine 1-associated protein 1-like. Gene Ontology annotation, molecular function: RNA binding. NCBI's taxonomy places the organism in Eukaryota, Metazoa, Arthropoda, Insecta, Hemiptera, Aphididae. Bases 314 to 805 code for a protein of 163 amino acids. The record is from RefSeq and is a predicted model, not a curated record. The transcript has 4 exons.